Molecule: messenger RNA, 4545 nt
Organism: Exophiala xenobiotica
Lineage: Eukaryota; Fungi; Ascomycota; Eurotiomycetes; Chaetothyriales; Herpotrichiellaceae
Exons: 5
Coding region: 55-1974 (639 amino acids)
Biological process (GO): DNA-templated transcription; regulation of DNA-templated transcription; malate transmembrane transport
Cellular component (GO): membrane; nucleus
Molecular function (GO): zinc ion binding; malate transmembrane transporter activity; DNA-binding transcription factor activity, RNA polymerase II-specific
Source: RefSeq, a predicted model, not a curated record
CAUCAUUGCUUCAAUCCUUCAUCGUGCUUCGAGAAGUCGAGGCACCAUGCAUUUAUGCAUACCUCAACUGCGCGAAGACGGCCCGUCAAGGCUUGCACGGAAUGCAAGCAAGUGAAGCUUCGGUGCGAUGCUAAUGAAACUUUCCCCCGUCCUUGUUCUCGGUGCGACAAGCGAGGUCUGUCAUGCGCAAUUGAUGCAGAUUUCAAACGAACACCUACACGGCAGCGUCUUGAGUCCGUGACAGAGGAACUCCGGCGUCUGAAGCAAACACUCAAAUCGCAGCCCAAGGAUGAGCGAGUCGACCACAUCUGCAGUCCGUCGACCAGUGCGCCGUUAUCAAAAGAUACCAUAUUGCCAAAUGGUCAAUCGUCGCUGCCAACUGACGAACUCGUCUCUGAGGCUCCCUUCGGCUUACCCAAUGAGGAUGCCUCUCCUCCAACACUGAUCGAAGCCGAGCUUGGUAAUAGCCGCUUUAGCAGAAAGGAGAUACGCGACUUGUUCAAGCUCUUCUACGCAUCCUUCCACCCCCACAUGCCAAUUAUCGACACCACAAUACCCGUGCAGACAAUCAAACAAUCCAGCCCUUUCUUGUUCUGGACCAUUGUCUUCAUUGCGAGCCGAUUCCAUACCAAGUAUGUGGCCAAGUCGAACCUUCUGGUCGAAUCGUAUUCGGAUCUCGUGAAUCGGACCAUACUGAAGCCACCACAUUCGUUUCAUACAAUCCAGGGCAUCCUAUAUCUAUGUACGUGGCCACUACCGGUCAUGCGCCAGCCUCAAGAUCCUAGUUCCAUGUACUCGGCGAUCGCAGUGCACUCAGCAUCUUAUUUGGGUUUGCCGCUUGCUGCUAACCCGACUUCGCGCACUCUGGCUGGGCUUGAAUCCAAUCAUCGCCAUACAAUGGCAAAAACAUGGCUGGGUUGCUUCAUUACUAGCACCUCUCUUUCACUGAUGCUCGGAUUACCUCCACCCUUGAGGAGCCCAAACGACCUCCAUACCAUCGAAAGUAUGAUCAGACUUGACAACAUGCCCAACAAGUUAGUCAUUGAGGCGGAGAUUCAGAGAUGCCUGGCGAAGCACCAUGAUAUCAUCGUGGGAGAGAUAAACAAUCUCAUCCGAGACAACAUCGUUCAAAUGUGUGAUCAAGAACUUGACAGCAUCACGACCAGGCUGCAAUGCUCGUUCGAUUCCCAUCUCAGCUUCUCAUUCUGGAUGGCAAAAUUACAUCUCUAUACGCUGGCAUUGGUGAAAGAGACCCAGCCAUUGAAAGACCGGCGACAGUUUGAACCCGAUAGCUUGUGCGCCAAAUUGCAACAGAUGGCCAUGACUACAGCAUACCGAAUCAUCGAUAUGUAUUGCAACGAAAUCGUAAGCGCAUCGGACGAUCCUUCCGACGAGGAACUGGUCAACGGGCACAUCGCUUUACCCAAAAGCUACUUCUUCGGGGUGAUGGUUGCGACUUUUUUCCUCCUCAAGUAUUUCGUACUCAACAAGACCUGUCCAGCCGAGUGCAAGGUCCAAUCCCGACGCAAAGUACAAAUGGUUCAUACCAAGCUCCAAGAAUACUCUUCUCACCAGUUCACCGAGCCCGGUCGAGCUGCCUCUGUCAUAGAGAUACUUUGUCGUGGAAACCCGGAGUCAGUUGAGAUGGGUUCGGAGAUCGAGGUUGGAGGGGGAGCCUCUAUCGCCUUGGAUGCACUCAUAGCCGCAGCAAACAUUCGAGGAAAGCGUAAUUUAAAAUCACGCUUGCUACAAAAGCUCAAUCCUAUCCCGGCUCCAUCAGCUUCGCGCGAUCCACAGCCGACAAAGGAUGAUCUUAAUCGUCAAGAGCCGCCCGACAGUAUCUACGAAUUGCUCGAGGAGACCGCCUCACUACCUGAGGAUGUCUGGGGCCAAUCUUUCAUGGAGAUGCUAGACUUCCAUACCUCCGACCCCAGUUCUGAAUUCGGAGAGGAUGUUUUUCAUACAGAUACAUGAUUCAAUUCUGCGAGCAGCUUGUGGCAGGGUCCUCCUGGUCUCAUGCAGUGCCCAUCAGUCUUACUAUCCCCUGGUCGCCUCAAUCUCGCGCAAGCUUGCAGCUACUUUCUCUGAAAACGUCAGCCCUAUUAGAGGAAUAUAUUGCUGCGAUCCAUGAACAUCGUUCUCAAGGAAACCGCCAGCAGCAACAAGUUGACCCGCCCGCUUCCGUGGAAUGGUCGCUUUGAAUGCAAGUGCUUGAUCGAACCAUCCGCACCAAAUCAUCUCCCCAGGUUUCAGGUUGCACAGUCCUUCAAUCACCGUGCAAUUCAAAACACCAGAUUCUUUGACCACGCGGUAGAUCUCAGGAUCAUCAAACAUCACAUCAAAUGUGAUCUCGUAUGGUCCUGAAUUUUUCGAACAUAGCACACUCGCCGCAUCAACCACGCGUAGCGGACCGGACAGCGGCAAGAGCGGUUGUGGCAUUGGCAUCCGGCUCGUCGAGACCGCCUUCGCGCUGUUGGCGUGUUGGUCAUGCUUGUUAUCGUUACGCACAGCGACUCUGUCUGUUGCUUCUGGAACACCUUGGCCGAUCUUAUGUGUUCGCCAUUGGAAGAUGCCUUUCCGCGAAUCGGAUACCGCAUUACGCUCAUGCCCGUCGGCUUGGCCAGGCCUCUCAAAUGCUGACUCUUCACCAGGUUCAAGGCUCAUCAAGUGGUAAAUGCAGAACUCUGUACAGGGACCUAGCUCAACAUUCUUCGUUCCGCAAAUCCCGAACGCAAAAUUGCCACUUGUUGCUUUCUGCCCAGCAUAGGCCCCAUGCUGAGCGAGGACCAUUAGCAGCUAAGAACUGUCAGAUUGGAUCCAACUUACAAUAGUGGCAACUCUUGCUGUGUCUGCGACGGCAGUUGCAAGGGCCUGAGUAUCCGCCAAUGCCUCACCAAUCAAAACCAGCUCCUCUGCGUCUUUACCGCCGUAUUUGUGGAAUUCCAGCUUCCACGCGCCCUGAGCAUCCGAUUGCUGUUGGCGAACAUACUCUUUGACCAUCAUCAGGAAUUCAUCAAUCUGUCGGAUAAGGAUCGCUGGGUCCCGUCAACAAUCACUUCAGGAGCGCUCAAGAACCAGGUGGCCACUUACGAUCUCUCAUACUACCGAUGUACAUGCUUCGAAACCCAACCAUCUUGGCCGCUUCCAACUUGACCUGAUAGGGUACUCCUUGUGCGGCCGAUGUUUGGAAACGAUCAUCCCGGACUCUGACGGUGCGAUUAUCUCCCAGCUGCUCGUACUGUGUCUGUGUCACAUCGAAGUAACCACCGGGGCCACUCAAUAUAUCCGGUCUCGACUUUUCAUACAAGGUGUGCGCAGCGACUGACAGCGGCGUGCAUCUGCUGUUGGGAGCAAGAGGACGGAUGUCAUACGUGCCGUCCUGAUAUAUGGUCGCCAUCGCACCUGACGACUUCGGUUUGGCACAACUGCCUCCGCAUUCCAGUAUCUUGCCCAUGUGCAUGAAGCUUCCAAGGAUGUUACUGGAAAAGGCUUUGUCGUUCUUGGGAAGCAACUGUCGGAAGCAAAAUGUGGCAAACGCUACAAACGGUGAAGGGUCGUAGGCCCUGCCACCGAUGAGCAGAUUGAAAUCCGGCUGUGCCUCCAUGGCUUCCACAAACGGUUCCGGACCCAUUUGUGCCACAAUUCGUGGACAAUCAUCGAUAUCAGCUUGUGUCAUGGGAGGCACGGCUGGUCCGCAACCUGUGAUGACACCUUUUGCCAGCCGUUGGGUCACAAGUGCUUUGGAUAUCCCCGCAAAGAUUGCAAUUGUGGUGAAAUUGUACGCACUACCAAUAGUCAGCUCGACGCUCCCUGGCUACUUAUCACAUACCUAUUUCCAGGCUCUUCUGCAAUCUCUUCGCACAUUUGAACAAUUUCCUCUACGUUCUCAUCGCUGCCACUUCCGCCGGCAGAACUAAUCAAGACAGGCGCCUUGAAACGAUGACCAGAAGACAGAAGUUUGCGCAGAUCUCGUUUGUAGUUGGAUCUUGGGCAUGUCAUGGUGCCUAGUGCAAGGACGCUGGGUCCACCAUCUGUCGAACCUGAGUCGAGUAUGAUUGCAGUGGGAGCACCAGUGCAGACGCAUUCUUCGAGCGCCUGAUCAACCUGGUCUUGGUUCAAGCCAUAUCCGAGCAUUCCUGUCGGGGUGACAAUAUGGCAUAGUGGCGACGAGGCCCCGACAGAUUUGAUGUCUAUCGAUCCCAUGCUUCAACGGUACCCGGGGGGGUGUUGUUUGCGGGAGUCCACCUCAGAGAAGCAGGAUGUCGCAGGAUUUAUUUGUCUUCUUGAUCAGGAUUGAGUGAAAAUGUACGAGAUGGCCGACAUCGCACCGAUACCGCGACCGCAGGAGUAUUUGUAAGACCUCGCGGCCGGUGCUGCACAGAAAUACUACUCAUGCUUCCUUAGGCAGCACCUCGACCAACUUGAAGACCGCUCGGCAGUUGUGAGGCACCAUUCCCUAGGUGCAGGAGUUAUGCGUGACUCGGCCUUGAUGCGAAUGUCGCUCCUUGGCGAUCUGCCCUAAGAUAGCAAUACGCGCCUUUCGGG